GAUAAGAUUUCACGACUCCGCACAGGACGGUUUUAAAUAGGCGAUACCGAUAGCGCAAUAUCGGACAGUAUUAGUGUACGGGCGUGCCUGGAGACGCCGGUGUAGUGUGUGAAACAUGGGGCUCAAUUAUUUCAUAUUUGUUUUAGUGAUCGGGUAUGCGUCUGCGCAGAGCUUGCGAGUAUGUAUGCCCUCCACCAGCACCGUAGUUUGUCAGAGUUUGGACAGAGAUGACAGUCAAGUAGUAUGCGACCCGGUAGAAUCAAGGAUCGACUGUGCCAUCAAACUGGCACGAGGGACUGCCGACUUCGGAGUGUUCUCGGAGGAGGAGACGGUGCUCUUGUCGCUGCAGCAGCCCACUGAGAACAGGAUCGUCGCUUCCAUCAGAGAUGUUCAGAGAACCGAGCCGUACGCGUUUGAGGCGGUGGCGGUUGUGCCCGCCAACCACGUGGGAGGCUUGGAAGGUCUGCGCGGGGCUCGAUACUGCCACCCAGGUCUGGAUCAGACCGACCUGCGCUGGUCACCACGAGUGUUGAAGACCUUCGAACGAGUUGUGGCACGCACCGACCACUGCCCAAAUGUGAACACAGACCAUAAGACGGCCGAGGAGGUGGAGAUGGAGACUCUCAACAAUUUCUUCGGCAGCGGCUGCCGGCCCGGAGCCUGGAGCGCUAACGUCACUGUUGACGCUGAUCUCAAGAACAGAUUCCCGAAUCUCUGCUCGAGCUGCGGCGAGGGCGCGAGCUGCUCCCGCUACAACCUGGACAUGGGCGUCACCAUCAACGGCAUCAACAACAACAACCGCCACAUCCAGGCGCUGGAAUGUCUCCGCAGAGGCAAUUCCUCCGUCGCCUACGUCGCGUGGCAGCACGUCCGGGAAUUCUUCACUAUCCGUAACCCCCAAGAAGCGACGUCGUACGCGCUGAUGUGCGAGGACGGAGCCCUGCGCGUGCUCACGGCCGAGGUUCUCGCCGCCGCCACCGCCCCGUGCUCCUUCGUCAAACAACCCUGGGCUACCGUUGUAGCUUCCACAGCUAAGGCAUCAGCAGUCCUUACAAAACUGCGCGAGUGGUGGCCCAACGGCGUCAGCCCCGGCGACAACGGCUGGAGGUCGCAGCUGUACUCCAACAUUAUCGGCGGCGCCAACGCAAGAGUAUUCUUCGAAACCACCCCCCUGACUGCUAGCAACUACACUUCUCCCGUUCGCAACAUAGCCGAUAUCAGUGCUUCAACAUCGUGUAUCCCCGCGCGCCGCUGGUGCACCAUCUCCACACAGGAGCAGACCAAGUGCCAGUGGCUGCGCGCCGCCGCCUACGUGCUGGGCAUCGAGCCCCACAUCACCUGCCAGCAGCGGAACAACAUAUUCGAGUGCCUCGCAGACAUCAGGGACCGCAACGCCGAUCUCAUCGUAUCGCCUUCCAACUAUGGCUACCUGUCUAGACAGCAUUACAAGCUCUCCUCGGUGAAGUUGGUUCAAAACUCGAGGAACAACCCCGCCGCCUUCUCCCGUGUCGCCGCCCUCCUGAAGGAAACCACCACCCAGACCAACGUCACCAGGUUCGAAAACCUUCGCGGCAGGAGAGCUUGCUUCCCCGAAUACAGUGGUAUCGCUUUCGUGGCGUUCGUGAGCGUCGCUCACGAGAGAGGUGUGAUCAGCUCAUCGGAGUGCGACUACGCGCAGGCAGUUGGGGAAUUCUUUGAUGGUGCCUGCGCACCCGGAGCCGAGGCUGCCUCACACGCCAUCGGAGACAGCAGCUUCAACGCGACCAACCUGUGCACCGCCUGCCGUCCUUCCUACUUGACUAGCAAUAUUACUUACACUUGCGCCUACGACUACUCCAACCUGUACUACGGCAACAACGGCAGCAUAUCCUGCCUGGCCGACAGCUCCAACGACGUCGCCUUCGUCGAGAUUCAGAACAUUCAGGCUCACCUGACUACGGCGGGUCUGCAGGCGUCGCAGGUGCGCGCGCUGUGCCGCAACAACACGCUGGCCAUCACCACCGGCAUCGACAUCGAUCAGAACUGCCUGCUCGCCUACGUCGUCGACUCCGAGGUGCUCGCACGACGGGACGACCCUCUCCUGAACGCUUUGAACACUCUGCUGGACUCCCUGGACUCCCACUUCGGGUACAACGAGCCGAUCUCGACGCAGCUGAUCAACCUCGAGCUCUACUCCCCCUUCGACGGCAAAAGCGACCUCCUGUUCAAGGACACCGUCGUCGGCCUGGCCGAGCCCUCGGCUACCACCAACGAGGCCGCUAAGAACUACUACGACCUGUUCAGCCACCUGGAGUCCUGCAACGCCGCCGCCUCCACCCCCGGCAUGGCCUCUCGCAGCAUCUACUCCGGCCUCACCAUCAUAAUGAUGUGGUUCCUCACCAAAGUGGCCAUGGACUAGGUCCGACCCACCUCUAGUUUAGGUUUUAAUGUGACAUUUGAGAUAUUGUAUUAAAAAUUAGGAUGUCCCGUUUUCAUGACCAGUAGUUCUAUGUAGAGUUCUAGUUGCUAUCUACAUAAAUAGACUUGUACAUAAUACAUAUAAUUAUAUAGGUUAACUAUAAAGUAAGAGUAACAGUAUUUAACGGCAAGAUUGCAAAAUGUCAUUCUUCUCUUUAUAAAGAAUACAAUUACAAUAUUAUGUUGUAACCUCCUUUCUGUUCUGUUCAAUGACAGCAUCUAGUAAGUAGUUAAUAUAUGACUACUUAAACACGUACUUAGGUACCGGUGUUCAUCAUUAUUUAAGAUUUUUCAAGUUCAAAAGUGUCAUUAAUUGUGUUCAUGUCUGUAAAGUUUGAAUUUUUGGUAUGUAAUAAUAUGUUUGUAUGGAUUUAAUUAAACUUUAUUUUGUAUUUAAAA
Molecule: messenger RNA, 2856 nt
Organism: Aricia agestis (brown argus)
Lineage: Eukaryota; Metazoa; Arthropoda; Insecta; Lepidoptera; Lycaenidae
Product: transferrin-like
Exons: 15
Coding region: 116-2398 (760 amino acids)
Biological process (GO): iron ion transport
Cellular component (GO): plasma membrane; early endosome; recycling endosome
Source: RefSeq, a predicted model, not a curated record